CCGCCGUCAGUCCUUAGACCGCUGUGGAUGUCAGGGUGCUUCUUGCGUUACACGCUCACACUGCAAAUGUCAGUGGAUUUGUAGCGUUUAAAUGUACAAUGUUAGCUGACGUUUGCUACAGUUUCUAACCAAGUGAAGGAUAACGUUCAUUUUUCGACCUUCAGUACAAUUGGGUGCGGCGGUCCCUGUCAAGAAAAGGGUUUUUUUUCACGCGGUGGUUGAGGUUUUUCGCCUUUGCUAUUUCUUCGCGUGUUGUGUGGACAUUUUGGAUUUUAAGUUUUUUUAAUUUUUUUUAAAGAAAUUAUUUUUACAUUCACCAGGAAGAAACGAAUGCUAGCUCUUGAGUGGACUGCAAUGUAGCUAGCAGGAGAAGAUAUUUUAAUCAAAUUUAUUUUUACUGCUCCGGGAAGUGCAACUCGUCAGUGCAACUCGGACCGAUCACUAUAGCUACCAACUUCCAGAGGAUUAUGCUCGGCGAAAAGAAUGCGCUAACUAGCGGGCUAGCUAGCUUGUGAGGCUAGCUAGCACUUGUUAACAAUAUAUUCAGAGUUAAGCGACUUAGGUUAAAUACGAAUUCAGGUUAAAUGCAUACAUUUAGUUCUUAUGCAGUCUUACUCUGAAGAACACAAUUCGGUGGAUUUUAAAUAUCUCACAGGACCGUACUGUCAAUGAGAAAGUGCUUGGAUAUCUAACAUAUAAGAUAAGCGCUUGUGUUGUGGGACCUCUCCUCUGCCCCAGACUGGGAUCCAGGAACGCGGGUCAUAAAUGACAAGUGCCUGAGGAUGAGCAGCAAGCGGAACCUGUUGGUGCGGCUGGUGCCCUGCCGCUGCCUGCGUGGGGAGGAGGAGACCGUGACGUCGCUGGACUACUCCCACUGCAGCCUGGAGCAAGUCCCCAAGGACAUCUUCAGCUUCGAGAAGACCCUGGAGGAGCUCUACCUGGACGCCAACCAGAUCGAGGACCUGCCCAAGCAACUGUUCAACUGCCAGUUGCUCCAUCGACUGAGCCUGCCAGAUAAUGACCUCACGGUGUUGCCCGCGGCCAUCGCCAACCUUAUCAACCUCAGGGAGCUGGACGUCAGCAAGAACAGCAUCCAGGAGUUUCCAGAAAACAUCAAGAACUGCAAGGUGUUGACCAUCGUGGAAGCGAGCGUGAACCCCAUCUCCAAGCUCCCAGAAGGCUUCACCCAGCUGCUCAGCCUCACUCAGCUGUAUCUGAACGAUGCCUUCCUGGAGUUUCUGCCAGCCAACUUCGGCAGGUUAACCAAACUGCAGAUUCUGGAACUACGAGAGAACCAGUUGAAGAAUUUGCCAAAAAGCAUGCAUAAGCUGACCCAGCUGGAGAGGCUAGACCUGGGGAGCAACGAGUUUGCGGAAGUGCCUGAGGUUUUGGAGCAGCUCACGGGAAUCAAAGAGCUGUGGAUGGAUGGGAACAGACUGACUUUCCUCCCUGGGAUGAUGGGGACCCUGAAGCAACUGUCCUAUUUGGACGUGUCCAAGAACAAUCUGGAGAUGGUGGAUGAGCAGAUCUCUGGCUGCGAGAACCUCCAGGACCUCCUCCUGUCAAACAACGCCCUGACCCAGCUGCCUGGGUCCAUAGGCUCCCUGAAGAAAUUAACGGCUCUCAAGGUUGAUGAGAACCAGCUGAUGUACCUGCCAGACGCUGUGGGGGGCCUCACGGCUCUGGACGAGCUGGACUGCAGCUUCAACGAGAUCGAGGCCCUGCCCUCCUCCAUCGGCCAGUGCGUCAACAUGCGCACCUUCGCCGCAGACCACAACUUCCUGACCCAUCUGCCCGCCGAGAUGGGGAACUGGAGCUCCGCCACUGUGCUGUUCCUGCACUCCAACAAGCUGGAGUCCCUGCCGGAGGAGAUGGGGGACAUGGGCAAGCUCAAGGUCAUCAACCUCAGCGACAACAAGCUAAAGAACCUUCCCUUCAGUUUCACCAAGCUGAGCCAGCUGACUGCCAUGUGGCUGUCGGAGAAUCAGUCAAAGCCACUCAUCCCCCUGCAGAAGGAGGAAGACCCUGAGACCCACAAGACCGUGCUCACCAACUACAUGUUCCCCCAGCAAACUCGGACCGACGAGUACAUCCCGAACUCGGACAACGAGAGCUUCAACCCGUCGCUGUGGGAGGAGCAGCGGAAGCAGCGGGCGCAGGUGGCCUUCGAGUGCGACGAGGACAAGGACGAGCGGGAGACUCCCCCGCGGGAGGGGAACCUGAAGCGUUACCCCACCCCAUACCCUGAAGAGCUGAAGAACAUGGUGAAGACGGCCCAGUCCGUCGCCCACCGCCUGAAGGAGGACGAGUCCGGGGACGAGUCGGGCAAGGAGAAGGCGCACGUGGGCGUGCGGAACGUCGGAGUCAAGGUGAUCGAGAAGGCCUGCAGUAACGGGCAGGCGGUGGAGAUGGAGCUGAGCGAGCCGGUGAGCAGCAUCCAGAGCUCCGUGGAGCCUGACCCCGAUGAGACGCGCGAUGAGCACAGCGCCCUGCUGAAGACCUCUGACAGCCCCUCAGCGCCGGUCAGCCACGAGGACACUCUGGAGGACUCAGAAGAUCUGUCCUUUGAGGAAGAGGAGGAGAUGAAGAUUGCCGAGAUGCGUCCACCGCUGAUCGAGAUCUCGAUCAACCAGCCCAAGGUGGUGGCACUCAGCAAGGACAAGAAAGAUGAUGGGAAGGAUGCAGACUCCCUGCUGGAUGAGACUGUGGCCAACAGCAACCAGAACAACAGCAACUGCUCCUCACCGUCGCGCAUGUCCGACUCCGUGUCCCUGACCACCGACAGCAGCCAGGACACCUCCCUGUGCACGCCCGAGAGGGAGAGCAAACUGCCCCUGGAGCCGCCCAACAGGCAGGAGGAUGAGAAUCUGAACGAGCUGAAGGAGAGCGCCCCGCUCCUGCAGAACGGGAACGGGUCGGACACGUCCCUGCAGGCCCUGCUCCAGGCCCGGCCUGAGCAGACCGGCCGCUUCCCGCUGUCCGUGGAGGAGAGGCUGGCGUUCAUCCAGAAGAACGGAGACCCCUACAGCACGUGGGACCAGAUCAACAUGAACGUGCCCCCGCCGGACAACACGCCGCGGCUGGAGGGCGUGGUCCAGGACGCCUCGUCGCUCAACAACAACUACGACAGGCUGGAGAACGGGAACCAGCCUCCCCCGCCCCCCAGGUACGAGCGCAGCGAGGGCCCGCCCUCCAGCGUGGACCCCUCCCUCUCACGCAGCUCCGAGGAGCUCUCCCCCCAGCGGAGGGCCGGCCCCGGGCCCCCUCCCGUCCUCAAAUCCCUCAGCAUCACUGAUAUAGACGGGGGCGGCAUGAAGCUCUACUGCAUGGACCCUGAGAACGGCCCCUGCGAGGCUGCGGGGAGGGGCCCCGGGGCCUCCGCCCAGGGCCAGAGCAUCGUGCGGAGCAAGUCUGCCUCCCUUCUGAGCGACCAGCCCCUGCAGGUCUACCCAGGGUCCUCUGCCUCUUCCGACGACCUGUUGUCCGCCUCCAAGCCGCCCAAGUACGAGAGCCGGGUGCCUCCCCAGUACAACGUCCAGUACGCCAGCAGCACCAUGCCCAAAGACAGCCUGUGGACCCAGAGGAUGCCCGUCCCACCCGAGCAGACCUACCUCCCGCCCCAGCACUCCCUGGCCAACACCAACUACUCCAACCGCAACAACGCCCCACCCUACCCCCUGCAGCCCCAGCAGAGGGGCCCGCCUAAGGGCCAGGACCCCUGGGCCAUGGAGCGCAUGCUGGCCCCCGGGCCCCCGCGGGGUGCCCUCCAGAGACAGGGCAGCGGCUCGUCCUGCGCAUCCGGGGGCGAGUACAUGACGUACCGGGACAUCCACACCAUGGGCCGCGGGCCCCUGAUGAGCCAGGCCCUACAGAGGCCCCUGUCUGCGCGCACCUACAGCAUGGACGGGCCCGGGGCCCCUCGGCCCCACAGCGCCCGGCCCCCCGCCCACGAGCUGCCCGAGAGGACCAUGUCGGUGAGCGACUUCGGCUACCCCCACGCCAGCCCAGGCAAACGGCCCAACGUGCGGGUGAAGUCGGAGCACUCCCUGCUGGACGCGCCCGGGGGCAGGGUGCCCGUCGACUGGAGGGACCAGGUCAUGAGGCACAUCGAGGCCAAGAAAAUGGAGAAGAACGUGCUGUCUAGGUCCUAUAAUCCCAAAUACGCUGCGGCUAGCAGCUCUCGCUAUGGCAGCUGUAGGGAUGUGCAUGCCAGCCAAGGCUCUCUGGUGUUUAGUGUGGGAGACGGAAGGCCUUACGGAGCCCACGACCUGUGUGAAGAGGUCUUUGGGCCACCCGGACCGCAGGGCUACCCCAUGGACUCCCUGAGAAAAGUGCCUUUGCCCAACGGGCAGAUGUGUGGCAGUGGUGCGGGCCGCAGCCAGCCGCCCAUGGGCCGUAACCAGGCCCCCAUGGACCGCAGCCAGGCCCCCAUGGCCCGCCACCCAUCCAGAGAGCAGCUGAUCGACUACCUGAUGCUGAAGGUGUCCCAGCAGCCCCAGGGCCCGCCCCAGGGCCCGCCCCGGCCGCCCCCCGAGGCCCUGCCGCAGGAGCUUCGGGUGAAAAUCGAGAAGAACCCCGAGCUGGGCUUCAGCAUAUCCGGAGGACUGGGGGGCAGAGGGAAUCCUUUUCAUCCAGAAGACACCGGCAUUUUUGUGACAAGGGUCCAGCCAGAGGGACCUGCAUCAAAGCUCCUGCAGCCAGGCGAUAAGAUCGUCCAGGCAAACGGACACAACUUUGUUAACAUUGACCACGGAUAUGCAGUGUCCCUGCUGAAGAUGUUCCCCAGCACGGUGGACCUGAUCAUCAUCAGAGAAGCGUCUGCAUAGAGGAAGAGCACUUCUCCAGACAUGAGAAGACACAAAACUGAAUGUUCACUUCAUUAUUUUUCUACACAGAGGAGCCAGGUCUAUGAUUAUACCUUUGAACUGAAUAUGGUGACGGACAUCAGAGAUUUGGCAAAUGGGACAAAACCACUGUAUGGAGUGGUGCGGGAGGGGCUCGGUCUAAAAGCAAGCACCUGAAACGGUCUUCACUGUGGGAUCUCCUGGUAUUUUUAUUUUUACUGUGAAUGGAGAACAGAUGGUGUAUUCCUACUCAAAACAACCUGUGUGCUUUCUGUACAGACUUUUAGGUUUUAAUGUUUUUCGUUUUGUUUUGUUUUGUUUGGUUUUAAAUGAUUCAUUCGCAUUACAGAGUAACAGACUUCUGAUAGUUGCGCAUACAUUGUAGCUGGCCAGUAGGGGCAGGGCUCCUUGUUUGCCUCGAGAUCCAUUAUGCCUUUAUUUUAAAAUCAUUUUUUAACUUAUGAUGACGAUGAAACCACUUAAUGGAUGUACAGGUGAUGUGAUGAAGAGGACAACGCUAUGUGCAUAUUGUUGAGAAGAAUGUAGUGCCGGAUUGAGCUUACAGGACAGUCUUAUGUGUGGCAGCAAAUGUGUUCUGAAUUGGCUGUGUCUACUUGGAAUGGCCAUUUCCUGUGUGACCAGCAGGGGGGACUCUUGAGUCAUUCAGAAACACUGGCAUUUUUGCAGCACUGUGAACAGAAAAGGGGAUUAAAAAGAAAUUGCAGUUUCUUUUACACUGCACUCCUUCUAUGAGGUCGGAUGCUGUGUAAAUGUUACUGCUAUACACCCUCCAAAGCAUCUUCACAAUUUUUAGUUUUUUUGGUUAAAUCUAUCAAGGCCUUUUGUUUGGAAUUUCAUGGAAGGACAAACCACUGCCUGCACUGAAUGAGGUCACUGCCUAGAGCCCCUUGCAGCCAUGAUUCAACCCCCCUGUGAAACCACACCCCAGUCACGGCAACCCACGACCUUUACAGACGUUCACCUUCCUCCGACUAGAUGCCUCUGUUCAUACUGUAGAUGCUGUGUGUGUAAAGAUGCAAGGCCUGGAACAUGGGGGGGGGAAUUAUGGAAGACCAGGCGUAAUUUGCUUGGCCUUAAUUAGCCUUGCCAGGAGAUUGUGAACAGGAAGUGGGGCAUGCUAGGUAACCAAAGCAAGUGUCUAAAACUGUGGUAAGGUGUUUGAAACUGCAGAAGAGUUUGGAGGUAAGUCGGGGCAGGCUCACCUGCCCCUGUGACUCCUCACGGCUGUUGGCAUGUUUAUAAAGGGCUUCAUCUACAGGCAGCCAUAGCCAACUAAAACUUUCAAAAGGGCAGAGUUUUUAAAGGGUUUCUGAUGCCAUUCUUCUUGUGGGUGGAAAGACCACUUUGCCUUUCUAUAGAGAGAACAACAUUUUAGUAAUCGCGUUCGGAUUUUGACUUUAUUGUAUGCAUUUCAUGUUUAGAUUUUUAUUUGACGGUACAUAAUAUGAAUAAGACAGAGAACCGUAUUGAAAUGUGCCAUAGACCUGGAACUGUUUGAAACGGGGCAGACCAGUCUCCUCCCUGUUACCCUAGCAAUAUUCAAUGAUGAACACUGCAAACAAGAUGUCCUAGUGAGAAUCAAUGAGUAGUACAUUGGUCAAAUAGCAAUACCCAGAGGUUCUGUUCUUGUGCAAAAUAUCAGAUUAAUUUUCUUCUUUUUUUAAAUCAAAAGGAACCCCUUUAAGUACUCCCUGAUUGUUAUACAGGAUUUUAUAUAAUUCAAACUUUUUUAAUGAAAUCAUAGAAGAUUACAUUUCUGAAUUGUUUAUUUGAAAAAGUUUAAAAAGACUUCAUAGUGUGACAUUGGGCUGAGAUGGCCUGGGUUUUUAUAAAUACCCGUGCUACAGGUAUUCUGCAGCUCUUCAAUGUUCCCCUGGUCUGUCUGUCUUGUGCUUCGAGCCUGAAUGGAAGUUUGAAAGGCCUUGCCCGCUGGCCUGCUGAUGGUGUCCAUAUAAACCGGUCUGUCUUUUGUCCUGGUGCAAGUGCAGAGUUGGUACAAAGCAUUCAAAAGUGAUAUUUGAAGUUUAAUGCAGGCCACAGAUCUUUGAAACUGACCAUUUGUGAUGUGAAAUUGACUUUUUUUUUUUUUUUUACCUACGUUUACAUACAACUAGUAUAAUCUCACAUGACGGGCACCAAUGUAUUGUUGGCACGAAAACAUUUUUUUAAUGUAAUUGUUCGGUAUGCUAAUGUAAGUGAGUUAACUGUCAGGACUGAAAAACAACAUGGCUAUGAAAUGAGUUUAACAUUCUCAGUUUGUCCAGAGCAGAUAGUUCAUGAAAACAUAGGUAAGUGUGCCUGUUCUUAUUUAAAUUAUUAGUACAAAAUUAUGCCAAUACUUUUGGUAAAUUUGGAUUGAUUCAAGUGAAAUUCUUGGCCUUCCAAAUGUAAUUUGAUCCAACCUGCUUGUUUACAGUUGGAUCAAGUUUUUAUUGUGCACACAACAUAAUGGUACUGCCCUUCUCUAGUCAAAUUGCCUAUCAACACCUUUUUGUUUCCUGUAUGUGGAUUAGUGAAAAAUAUUCUCUGUAUUUUCACCUCUGACUUCACCUCUUCUGAUUUUUAAUUUAUUCAAUAUUUUGAUUGGAAAUGUCCCAAAUUUAAUUUUAGCUUUAUUAGAAUACUUGAACAAUCACUUUAGAAUGGUCAUAUCAUGGGUAAAUGUGGCUUCUCUGUAAAAGCUGUAACCUUCACCUUAAAUCUGUGACACCCAUGGCUUUCGUAUUAAGCUUUCACUCAUUUAAUUAAAAAAAAAAAACAAUGGAAAAACAGAACACUUUUUUAUAUUAAGUUAUUGUGCUGUAUGCCUUAUGCUUUCUAUCUAACUAGGAACAUCCGGAUGAAGUUACCUUGGUCAAAGUGGUCUGUUUUAUAUUGAUAGUGAAAAGGAGCUGUUCAACAGUGUGACAAUCUUGGAAUUGAGUCUGGGGUCACAUCUCACCAUAUCAUUAAGGAACAUUUAAAUAUUUUCCUGAUAUCCCCACAUUUUUUUUAAUUUAUUUUGCACAUUCUGUUCCUAUGAUUUUAGAUUACUAAUCAAAUGUAAAUACUUUUAAACUGUAAAAAAAAAAAAAAGAAGAAAUAAUCAUGGCAUUAGUUUAUAAAACCAGCAAUAAAUUGCAAUGCUGAAACAACCCUUUUCAUGUAUAACUAUUUCAAUGGUUUAUUUGGAAGUGGCUACAAUGAAAUGAUUGAUAUGCAUUUAUUCAACAUUCCAGAUUUUGUACAUAUUUACUGUUUCUGAGGUAACCUGUGGAAAAUAAACAAACUAAUGCUCUUUAAA
Messenger RNA from Conger conger (European conger), 8148 nucleotides. RefSeq names its product erbb2 interacting protein (gene erbin). Gene Ontology annotation, cellular component: postsynaptic density; postsynaptic membrane; adherens junction. Bases 783 to 4826 code for a protein of 1347 amino acids. Gene Ontology annotation, molecular function: protein binding. Lineage: Eukaryota; Metazoa; Chordata; Actinopteri; Anguilliformes; Congridae. The record is from RefSeq and is a predicted model, not a curated record. The transcript has 27 exons. Gene Ontology annotation, biological process: neurotransmitter receptor transport postsynaptic membrane to endosome; neurotransmitter receptor transport, endosome to postsynaptic membrane.